CCGUUACACCUGUAAUCGUUACAUCCCUAGUUGGCAGGUACCAGGGACUUUUUUUCAUAAUGGAAAACCAAAAAAGCUGAGUAGAGUCAUUAGAGAGAUACCAUGUAAUGGGAAAAACGCCAUAAGUGCUUUGGUGUUGAUCUGCCAACGUUAAUGAAAACGUAUCAGAUAACAAAAGUACAUCAAGACACAACACACAGAAUGAAGGACUCGGCUGUGUGAAUUGUUCCUGUAACAUUUAAGGAAUGACCUCUGUUUCUUUGAUUUGUUUUAUUCCACUGUCUGACAAAUUUACCUUACUCCCAUCACAUCCUGCACAAUAAUAUUAAAAGUACUGUAGAGUGAACGUAAAUGAUUGGGGUGUCAUUAAGCAGUUGAUAACAUCGUCAUGGAGAAGAACACUUUGAUUAUGAGUGGAGUACAAGUAUAAAGUAUAUAGCAUGAAAUGGAAAUAAUCAAGUUUUUUGUAAUACAGUUCUUGAGAAAAAUGUACUUGGAUCAUUAAGUUGACAUGAUGAGGAACUUUGAAAGCACACACAGUUAUAGGACAUAAAUAAAUGUUUGGUCACAGUGAACAAAAAGUCGAGACCCUGAUUUUCUGCUGCAACGGUGGAGGGAAACAGGGGUGUCGGACUGGUGGUGGAAAGGGGACUGAGUAGCCAGGCCCCUCAUAUGAGGAGGGCCCAAAAAGAUGCUAGAAUGAAUAGCUGUGGAUGUGGGGAGGGGCCCAGUGAGAAUGCCUUUCUACAGGGCCCAGAAUAUUUUGCUACGCACCUGGAGGGAAAGUCCAAAGUGUACGUCUGCAAUCAGGACUUCUGUCACUUUUCUCAAGAUAGGUGAAAUUUUAAAUAAAUAUUGCUGGAGCCACACCUCCACUAAUAUUAAAACUCAGACCUCCUUCACACAGUUUGUGUUAAAUACUAACUUGGAUUCUGUUUUGGGCAGAUUUCACCAAUCUCAUCUAAGAAGUAGGUGACGAUGACUUCACUAAAGAGAUGGCAUCUCCUGCCCCUCGCUGCCUUCCUCUUCAUGUCCAUCGAUCCUACAGUAACCGAAGUGGUGAACUCAAUGUCAGACUGUGGCGAGUUUCUUCUUGAUGGAACUCCGCCACACAUCCCGGGCAUUUUGGAGGACGGCAAAAUUGUGAACCCAGAGAGAUACAAACCCAUGUGCCAGACUUACAAGAACCAGAGACGGUUUGUGACGCUCUACGACACCGAGAACAAGAUUCCAGUGUUUUCUGCUUACAAGUACAGAGGAGAACAAAAUAUUGAAAAAACACGCAGACCGUCUUCUUGGCAGACAGAGCCACAGCUUGAAGAAAGAAACACCAACAACAUGAGGGAUGGCAUAUACUUCAACCAGGCCAUUAAUGAUGAUUAUAAAAUAAAGAAGAAAAAAGUCAGAGUCUAUAAUAGGGGCCAUUUAUUUCCAAAUUCUAAUGCAUUUGAUUUAAAUGAACAAACCUCAACGUUCACCCCCGACCUGACACCACCAUCUUUUUUUUCCACCCCUUCUGAACCCCAACCAAACACCCCCAACCUGACACCAACACCUCCAUUUUCCACCCCUUCUGAACCCCAAACAAACACCCCCAACCUGACACCACCACCUUUUUUUUCCACCCCUUCUCAACCCCAAACAAACACCCCCAACCUGACACCAACACCUCCAUUUUCCACCCCUUCUGAACCCCAACCAAGCACCCCCAACCUGACACCAACACCUCCAUUUUCCACCCCUUCUGAACCCCAAACAAACACCCCCAACCUGACACCAACACCUCCAUUUUCCACCCCUUCUGAACCCCAAACAAACACCCCCAACCUGACACCAACACCUCCAUUUUCCACCCCUUCUGAACCCCAACCAAGCACCCCCAACCUGACACCACCAUCUUUUUUUUCCACUCCUUCUGAACCCCAAACAAACACCCCCAACCUGACACCAACACCUCCAUUUUCCACCCCUUCUGAACCCCAAACAAACACCCCCAACCUGACACCAACACCUCCAUUUUCCACCCCUUCUGAACCCCAAACAAACACCCCCAACCUGACACCAACACCUCCAUUUUCCACCCCUUCUGAACCCCAACCAAGCACCCCCAACCUGACACCACCAUCUUUUUUUUCCACCCCUUCUCAACCCCAAACAAACACCCCCAACCUGACACCAACACCUCCAUUUUCCACCCCUUCUGAACCCCAAACAAACACCCCCAACCUGACACCAACACCUCCAUUUUCCACCCCUUCUGAACCCCAAACAAACACCCCCAACCUGACACCAACACCUCCAUUUUCCACCCCUUCUGAACCCCAACCAAACACCCCCAACCUGACACCAACACCUCCAUUUUCCACCCCUUCUGAACCCCAAACAAACACCCCCAACCUGACACCAACACCUUCAUAUUCCACCCCUUCUGAACCCCAACCAAGCACCCCCAACCUGACACCAACACCUCCAUUUUCCACCCCUUCUGAACCCCAAACAAACACCCCCAACCUGACACCAACACCUCCAUUUUCCACCCCUUCUGAACCCCAAACAAACACCCCCAACCUGACACCAACACCUCCAUUUUCCACCCCUUCUGAACCCCAACCAAACACCCCCAACCUGACACCAACACCUCCAUUUUCCACCCCUUCUGAACCCCAAACAAACACCCCCAACCUGACACCAACACCUUCAUUUUCCACCCCUUCUGAACCCCAAUUGAGGAAGUCUGUCUGGUUUCUAGUGCUGUAUAAACACCAUAAAAACACAGUUUGGAUGAUUUCUGCAAAGCCUGUCCAUAAGCUGUGUUUGACGAUGACAUCACCGAAUACGUGGUAUCCCAUCGCUGCCUCCCUCUUUCUGUCCAUUGUUCCCACAGUGGCUGAAGUGGUAAAUUCGUUGUCAGACUGUGACCAGUUUCUCCUCGAGGGAACUCAGCCACAGGUCCCGGGCAUCUUGGAGGGCGGGAGAAUCCUGAACCAGAACCGAUACAAACCCAUUUGCCAGACUUUUGAGAAUGAGAGACGGUUUGUAACUCUCUACGACACCAAGAACAGGAUCCCAGUGUUUUCUGCUUACAAGUACAGAGGGGGAGUAGGAAAGAGACCCGCAAACGACUGGAAGAUAGAGCCCCAGCUUGAGGACGAAGAUGACAAGAACAUGAAGCUCGGAGACAAAAACGAGACCUACGACCACCAGGCUGGGACCAUAGAUUACAGACGCAAUAGAGCGUUUGACAGGGGCCACUUAUUUCCGAGCUCUCAUGCGUUCAACGGGUCCGACAAAAUGGCCACUUUCACCCUGACCAAUGUCGUCCCACAAGCAGCCAGAUUCAACCAGGGAAGCUGGAACAGAAUGGAGACGUGCGUCAAAUGUGUCAUGGACAAAUACUGCAACGGCAACAAUGGCGUUAUCGAAGGCUUUGUGGUAACCGGAGCCCAGCCAAGCAGCAACAACAUCCUCAGAAACAGGAUAAAUAUUCCCACCAUGCUCUGGUCAGCGUUCUGCUGCUACAGCGCCAACAUGAAGAUGUGGCUAGCGAGCGCACACUGGGCCGACAAUGUUCCCCCUGAAAACAAAUAUCUGCAGACUAAGACUUUGGAAGAACUCCAUAAAGAACUGAGAUUAGAUGACUCUGAAUUUAAAGUAUUUCCUGGAACGCAGUGUCCGCUCCACACAACUGUUACUGAGUUUUAUCCAAAAAUUCUAAACUGCAAUUGCCCCCCAUCCAUUUUACCCACUUCUGGCCCUAGCACUUCAACUUCUGCCCCUCUUACGUCAACUUCUGCCCCUCUUACUUCAACAUCUGCCCCUCUUACUUCAACUUCUGCCCCUCUUACUUCAACUUCUGCCCCUCUUACUUCAACAUCUGCCCCCCUUACUUCAACUUCUGCCCCUCUUACUUCAACUUCUGCCCCUCACACUACAACUUCUGGCUCUCCCUCUUCAACUUCUGCCCCUCACUCUAAAUCUGGCUCUCUUACGUCAACUUAUGGCCCUUUUACUUUAACUUCUGCCCCUCACACGUCAAAUUCUGGCCCUUCCUAAGGCCAUUUUAUGCUUCUGUGUCGAAUUGAUGGCAUACCCCCGCAGACCCCUCUGCGUCUACGCCGGACCCUACACCGUAG
Messenger RNA from Sander lucioperca (pikeperch), 4133 nucleotides. Its product is annotated as mucin-17-like. The transcript is spliced from 6 exons. Gene Ontology annotation, molecular function: metal ion binding; hydrolase activity; nucleic acid binding. NCBI's taxonomy places the organism in Eukaryota, Metazoa, Chordata, Actinopteri, Perciformes, Percidae. The record is from RefSeq and is a predicted model, not a curated record. The coding region runs from base 979 to 4053 and encodes 1024 amino acids.